Symbiodinium necroappetens is the source of this 477-nucleotide messenger RNA. Lineage: Eukaryota; Dinophyceae; Suessiales; Symbiodiniaceae. The record is from the annotation of a GenBank genome assembly.
AUGCGGCAGAAGAGGAAAAGUGAAGGAAAAGUGAAGCGGCAACGCGCAGCCAGCUGGGCAGCUGCUUUCAUCAAGAUGGGAGCAUUUCGCGCAGGGGACGCAGUUGACCUGGAGGCGGACAACUUCGAUGACAUCGAUGAUGAGAAGCUUAUGGCGCAGCUGCAACAGGGCCUCAUGAAGGCUGUGCAGAGUCGAAGUGCCAGGAUGCUGUCCCUUUUGAAAACUUCCCCACUGCCCGAGCCACCUUUUCUGGACAGCGUGGUUAUCGAUGUUUUUCCCGUUGGCUCUGCGUUCUUCUGGGCGGGUUCCGGAGAGGUUCGGGACCUGUUCGCGUUCCGGACAGGGGUGGGGUUACGGGACCGGUUCGGGUGGCGAGGUGUCGGGCAGAAGCGGCCAGGUUCUGGGGGCAGGUCUCGGAGAGGUUCGGGGCGGGUUCCGGUGCGGGUUCCGGUGCGGGUUCGGUUCCGGCAACAUUAG